UGUAGGUGGCACCCAAACACAGCAGCAGGGAGAUUCCGGCGGUAAACCUCACACACUGUCACCAAGGCUCUCCAGUGAAAUAGUCCUGGACUUUGCUUGUAUAGUCUCUACUUCUAAUUUCACCAGUUCUCAACCAGGGGAAGGCAUUCCAGGAAGACUGCAGGAGUCUCUUCGUGUACCUCAUGGCUGCGGUACUUGGAAACAGCACCCGAACUAUGGGAACUUCAGACUGUGAGCUGAGAAGCCAGUUCAAAAGGAGGAACAGGAGGAGGUCGACCAGAAAAGAGAGAACCAGUAUGCUGUCAUCCUUCAUCGGCCCCAUGAAGAUUAGAGAUACUGGGACAACAACAUCAAAAGACGAUGGAGACACUUCAAAUAGCAGCAGCGUUGAGGUGAAGGAGAAUCGUCACAGCAGAAACCAAGUGGACUAUUCCACCAUACAACAGCCUGCACAUCAUCCAUCAGCUCUUUACACUGACAUCUCCAGGAGGCUCUCCAGGACUACUGCUCUACAGAGGAAGCAGCCAUUGAUGGAAGGAAAAGACAGGCUUCUCUAUGAACUCCAGUUGAUCUGUAAGAGGACGGCCCAUUGUUUUACGUCAGAUAGCGCAACGACUAUGUCUGCACUGUCGGUUGAGGGAGGACCAUCACCUGGGAGUGACGCCACCUGUUGGAAGACAAUGAGGACUUCCUGGUCUGUCACAAAGAAGAACGCCCUGGUGCAGUUGAACGAGCUGAGACCAGGUCUACAGUAUGAGAUAGCAUCCUGGACAGGGCCAGUUCACGCCCCUGUGUUCACUGUAGGAGUAGAGGUGAACGGCCUCAGGUUCGAGGGCCGAGGCCCCACCAAGAAGAAGGCUAAGAUGAAGGCAGCAGAGAUGGCUCUUAGGUCCUUCAUCCAGUUCCCCAACGCCCCUCAGGCUCACAUCACCAUGGGAAACCUCAACUUUAUCAACACCACAGCACCAACAGACUUCACCUCAGACCAGGCCGAUCUCGUCCCUGACACGCUCUUCAAGGAGUUUGAGCCAGAAGCACAGGAAGACCAAUUCCUUUACCACAGGACAGACGGAAAGGAGUUGCCAUUUGAGGAGCCACCAGCGCAGGGAGAUACACAACUCCUGUAUCACAGCCACAGGACAGGGGAAAAGGGACAGGAGUUGCUCUCCAGCAUUUGUAACCAUGGGAGACUGGUAUGCCUGACCCUUGACCUGAUGUCCUCAGCCAAUCAAAAGAGGCAGAGGAUUGGUUCCUCCAUUGUUGAAGAACUGAGGCCUGUGGCUCUGCUCAAUGAGUUAAGGCCAGGCCUGAGGUACGUCUGCCUGACGGAGAGAGUGCGGGGCAGGCCGAUCAGGAGCUUUGUGAUGGCAGUGUGGGUGGAUGGGAGGAUAUUUGAGGGCUGUGGGCGCAGUAAGAGACUGGCUCAAGCCCAGGUAGCAGCCUCAGCCCUACAGGACCUGUUUAACAUCAGUCUGGGGCCUGAGAGGAGCAUCAGUCAUACUGCCAGCUGGGCCAAGAGCUCUCAGCUACCUCAGUGCUUUGCAGAGUCAAUCUUCCACUUGGUGAGAGAGAAACACAGUGAGCUAGCUGACUGUUGCUGCACUACCUCCCAGUCACACAGCCGUUACAAAGUACUGGCAGGCAUCGUAAUGACUAGAGGUUUUGAUGUGAGGCGAGGCCAGGUGGUGUCUCUGGGGACAGGGACCAAGUGUUUCAGUGGAGUGUGUGUCAGUGACCAGGGAUGGACGGUUAAUGACUGCCAUGCUGAGGUCAUCACCAGGAGGGCUUUCCUCCGCUUCCUCUACACCCAACUGGAGCUCUUCCUCUGUAACUGGCCAGACAGUUUGGAGAAGUCAAUCUUUGUGCGAGACAAAGAGUCUGGGUACAGACUGAGAGAUGGUAUUCUGUUCCAUAUGUAUGUGAGCUCAUCGCCCUGUGGAGACGCACGCCUCAACUGCCCCUACGAGGUAACAGCUACACACCACAGCUGGCACAGAUUUGUAAGGAAGUUGCGCUGCCAUCUGAGGAUGAAGAUGGAAGGCGGUGAGGGUACACUUCCUGUCAGCGUACGGCGAGCCAAUCAGAAAUGGGACAGGGGGUUGCCGAGGGAACCUCCCGUCACCAUGUCCUGCACAGAUAAAAUGGCCAGGUGGAAUGUUCUUGGUCUCCAGGGCUGUCUCCUGUCUCACCUGGUGGAGCCGGUGUACCUCCACAGCCUCACUGUGGGCAGCCUGUGCCACACGGGUCACCUGGGAAGGACCAUGGCACGACGCAUGGGGCACAUCGCCCCCCUGCCAUCCUCCUAUAGACACAACAGGCUACUCCUCGGCUGCCUCAGCAGCAGUGAGGGUCGGCAUCCAGGGAAGUCCCCCAGCUUCAGUGUGAACUGGAGUGCUGGAGAUGGGGAGCUGGAGGUGGUGGAUACCUCAACAGGCAGGAGGAAAGACUCAGGGACACCAUCCAGACUCUGCAAGAGAUCCCUUUUCACUCGUUGGGAGAGACUACACCACCAGCUGAGCAGGCCAGGACAAGUGUUGGGUGACGAGAAGGCCAUAAAGACGUACUGUGGAGCUAAGAUGACAGCGGGGGCCUACCAGAGAGCCAAGCAGAAGUUUGUCCUCUCACUGCAGGAGGCAGGCCUGGGCAUCUGGAACAGGAAACCACCAGAACAGGAGCACUUCCAGAGCAGUGUGUAAGGGGUUCUUAUAGAAGAAGCAAUUCCCUCACACGCACUCACAUACACAUGCACUCUUCCUAUCGUGGUCACUAAGACCGUAGAGGUCCUAUAAUACAAUGUUACCAUGAUAGGAACAGGUAACUGCCAAAAUAAUGGAAACAUUUGAGUAAAUGAAGGAUAGAAAGUAUAUUGAAAGCCAAGUUAAUUAAGCAAUUAAUAUCCCAUCAUGCUUAGGGUCAUGUAUAAAAAUGCUGGGCAG
Coregonus clupeaformis (lake whitefish) is the source of this 2936-nucleotide messenger RNA. RefSeq names its product double-stranded RNA-specific editase B2-like. The transcript is spliced from 10 exons. Gene Ontology annotation, molecular function: tRNA-specific adenosine deaminase activity; double-stranded RNA adenosine deaminase activity; double-stranded RNA binding. Gene Ontology annotation, cellular component: cytoplasm; nucleolus. The coding region runs from base 183 to 2696 and encodes 837 amino acids. Lineage: Eukaryota; Metazoa; Chordata; Actinopteri; Salmoniformes; Salmonidae. Gene Ontology annotation, biological process: RNA processing; adenosine to inosine editing. The record is from RefSeq and is a predicted model, not a curated record.